Molecule: messenger RNA, 1017 nt
Organism: Heterobilharzia americana
Lineage: Eukaryota; Metazoa; Platyhelminthes; Trematoda; Strigeidida; Schistosomatidae
Source: the annotation of a GenBank genome assembly
AUGUUGCGUCACCUGGCUGCAAAUGUUGUAUCUGGUUCUAAUCAAUGUAGCUCUUCCAAAGUUCGUAUACUAACUGUUUUUAGUGCUGGUCUACUUUUGGGUGCUGCAUUGGUUGUUGUUAUUCCCGAAGGUGUUGCAGCUAUCUACCAUUCUCAUAGUUACCAUCAUGGAAUUCGUGAUGGAAAUGACCAAAACCACCAAAACAGUCCUGGUUCACGCAAGUUGACUGCUGCAGACUCAGUAGCACUGGCUAAUGCGAACCUUCCCUUACCAGUGAAUAACAUCGAUCAAAGUAAAAAUCAAAAUGAAGAAAUUGGAAAACACAAUUCACAUCACGAUUCUUUACCUCAUAUCAAUAGUGAGCAUGAAAAUAACAAUAAUAGUAAUAUUCAUCAAAGAGUUGGUAUAGCCUUACUAUUAGGUUAUUUAUUCAUGUUACUCAUUGAUCAAAUGAGUUACACGAUAUUGGAAUUAACCUGCUCCCAACGGAUAUUAUUUGGAUUGAGGAAAUUAUGUCGUUCUGUGAUGUACAUCCCGUUGAUUGAUAAAACUUCGCUUGUUACCGGUACUAAUACCUCUAGUAAUGUUGGGAAAAGUACUGCCAAUACUGCUGCUGCAACCGCUACCACUACCACCACUAGCAAUCUGACUAAUGAUACAAUUAACAAUCAUUCAACGAUUGGCUCAACUCAGUCUUCCAAUCACAAGGGAUUUGUUGUUACCUGUGGUUUGGUUAUACAUUCAUUAGCUGAUGGAUUGGCUGUCGGCUCAGCAUUUGCUUUGAAUCAGAUACAGUUGGAAAUUAUUUUAUUUUUGGCGAUUAUUUUACAUAAAAUACCAGCAGCUUUCGGUCUUUCCUGUUUUCUACUGCAUGAAGGGUUUCCACGUAAUCGAAUUCGAUUGCACAUGAUCGCAUUCUCACUGGCUUCACCGUUGGCUGCGUUUUUCACCUACUUCUACCUGUCAUUAUCAUCACAAUCUUCAGUUGAGAAUUUCUAUGAUCCUUUAGUCGUGUGA